Messenger RNA from Sphaerulina musiva SO2202, 2443 nucleotides. RefSeq names its product Sec1-like protein. Gene Ontology annotation, cellular component: cytosol; Golgi membrane. NCBI's taxonomy places the organism in Eukaryota, Fungi, Ascomycota, Dothideomycetes, Mycosphaerellales, Mycosphaerellaceae. Gene Ontology annotation, molecular function: syntaxin binding. Gene Ontology annotation, biological process: intracellular protein transport; endoplasmic reticulum to Golgi vesicle-mediated transport. The record is from RefSeq and is a predicted model, not a curated record. The transcript has 4 exons. The coding region runs from base 241 to 2322 and encodes 693 amino acids.
UACACGUACAUCGUAGCCAGGUGCUAAGGAACAGGUAGGCGCGUCGUCGGCGGUGAAUGCAACGUGUAACACCUCACUGCCCAACCUCCACUACCUGUACUCUCUGCACACCCGCCGACUGCUGCUUCAGGCAACCACCACCACCACCUAGCGUGCUUGCACAGCUUGCGCAACGGAAAGCGCCCAUUCUCAUGCGCUGAAGCGAGAACGGGCUGGUCGACAGCCAUUUCAACCGUCAGCAUGUCCACAUACCAUUCGCUUCGAGAUCGCCAAGUAGCCUCCAUCGAGCGCAUUCUGAACCUCAACCAUGCCCCCGACCCUUCCGACUCGACGCUCGACAGCACCGCUUCCAAUGGACUGGUCACCAAGUCGACGCCUAUCCUGAAUGCAGACGGAGAGCCCAUAUGGAAAGUGCUAGUCUUCGACGCGCUGGGAAGGGAUGUCAUCAGCAGUGUACUGCGGGUGAGCGAUCUGCGGAGUUGGGGAGUUACAAUACACCUGAACAUUAAUGGCCAGCGGCAUCCGAUACCAGAUGUACCAGUGCUAUACCUCGUUGAGCCCACUGCGGAGAACCUGCAGCGCAUUACCCAAGACUUGCAGAAGGGACUCUACUCGCCUGCAUACAUCAACUUCCUCUCCUCCAUAUCCCGACCUCUGCUGGAGGACUUUGCUACACAGACAGCAGAAGCCGGAACUGCUGCGAGCAUCAGUCAGGUCUAUGACCAAUAUUUGAACUUCAUCGUCAGUGAACCAAAUCUGUUCAGCUUGGGCAUGGGAAAAGAGACGUAUUGGGCGAUGAACAGUGCUCAAACCAGUGACGAGAGCAUUGACAGCAAUGUUGAUCGCAUUGUCAGUGGGCUCUUUAGCGUUGCGGUAACGAUGGGAACCAUACCCAUCAUACGAUGUCCCAAGGAUGGUGCUGCGGCCAUGAUCGCAGCGAAGCUGGAUCGCAAGUUGAGGGACCACAUUCUGAAUGCCAAAGACAAUCUGUUUUCAGGCAAGUCAGCUGCCGCUGGAGCCACGUCUUCGAGGCCUGUACUCAUUAUAGUCGACCGAAACGUCGACCUGGUGCCGAUGCUGUCCCACUCGUGGACAUACCAAUCCUUGAUUCACGACGUACUCAGCAUGCAUCUGAACCGCAUCACAGUCGAGACGCCGGUCGACGAGGCUGGCGCUGCUGGAGGCGUGGUGAAGAAAUCCUAUGAUCUGGCUGCGAAUGAUUUCUUCUGGAACAAGAACUCUGGCGCACCUUUCCCUCAAGUAGCUGAGGACAUUGACGCCGAGCUUACUCGAUAUAAAGAAGACUCGACUGAAAUCACGAAGAAGACCGGCGCCAGCUCCAUCGAAGAUCUCCAGAAUGACACAAGCGCAUCUGCACAACAUCUUAAAGCAGCCAUUACACUCCUACCUGAGCUUCGAGAACGUAAAUCUUUGCUAGACAUGCAUAUGAAUAUUGCAACUGCGCUGCUCAAAGGGAUCAAGGACCGACAGCUUGAUAACUUCUAUCAGCUCGAAGAAGAUAUCAAGAAGCAGACCAAGGCACAAAUGCUAGAACUGCUCAAUGACGCCGACAAGGGCAACGAACCGCAGGACAAGCUUCGUCUAUUCAUCAUAUGGUUCCUCAGCACCGAAGCAGAGUUGUCUCGCGCGGACGUGGAGCAUUUCGAGACUGUCUUGAAGAAGAUUGGCGUCGACACCCUUCCGCUCACAUAUAUUCGACGAGUGCGCGAGAUUACGCGCAUGACCAUGAUCUCGUCUGCACCGACACAACAACCCCAGCAGACAUCAGCCUCUGCCGACCUUUUCCGCGGGUUCAGUUCAAUAUCGUCACGCCUUACAGACAGAUUCAAGGAUGCAGGCCUAGGUGCCAACUUCGAUAACCUGAUCUCUGGCGUGAAGAACUUCCUCCCAGCUAACAAGGACUUGACCCUCACCAAAAUUACUGAAUCUCUCAUGGACCCACAGAACGCCUCCACCAGUGCAUUGCAGAAAACAGAGGGUUUCCUCUACUUUGACCCACGAUCUGCGAACGCUCGCGGCACAAUGCCGCCCUCCGCAAAGGAUGCACGAUCUGGUACGCAAGAGAAACGUGGCAUUGACCCAUCCUUUGGCCAACGGAGGCAAGGUUUUAGCGAGGCUAUUGUGUUCACUGUUGGGGGUGGCAGCAUGGACGAGUAUGGAAACUUGCAAGAGUGGGCGAAACGCUCGGUCGGUGCUGGUGGUGCUGUGAGCAGAAAGAGGGUCGUCUAUGGAAGCACUGAACUGGUCAAUGCCGCCAGCUUCCUACAGGAACUCAGCAAACUGGGUCGUGAAAGCUCAUAAUGAUACUAAGGUAUACAUAUACAUCGUGUUACCAGUGCGAGUCUCGUUCGCGCACUGGUUCUCACUCGCUCAAUCAAAAUGUAUUACUCAUAACCUCCGUAGGGUGUGUAUCCCUCAGCAU